CGAGGUAUGGAAUUCCAUGCCUAGGCUACAUUGAGGUUUUGACGAGGCCGUAAGGGCCGUGCCGACGCUCCUGGAUCGGAGCACCAAUCGAAAGCUAUCCAGACGGCGUCGACAUUCUUAUACGAGGAACUCCGACUCCGGUAGAAGCUGUCAGCACCUGUCAUUGCUCGUCAUUGAAUACCUACGCCGCGUCUUAACGAUUCGGACCGUUUGUUCGCAGAAGAAAUCGGUCCGGAUGAGUUCCCUGCACCUGGCAGACGGCUCCGAGAAGCCGGCGGAAGUGGAGGGCCAGGCGCGUCUGUACAACAUGGCGUAUUGCCCCUUCGCCCACCGAAUACGCCUCGUGCUCAGUCUGAAGGAGAUCCCGCACGACAUCGUCAACAUUAAUCUGCAGAGCAAGCCGCAAUGGUUCCUUCAAAUUCAUCCGGAUGGCAAGGUGCCGACUUUUAUAGACUCGGACGGUACGCUGGUAACGGACUCUGUCGCGGUGGCCAACUACCUGGACGAGAAGUAUCCCGAGCCUCCCCUGUACAACGACGAAACGAAGAGCCGUGAUUUGGAGUUGUUAGAUCACUUCUCUAAGAUUAUGGACACCUUUGCGAAUUGUAUAUUUGACAAGGACAAGAGACAGUUUGACGAGAUUUUGUCUGGGGUAACGGACGACCUACAAGAAUUUGAGAACGAGCUUAACGUACGCAAGACAACCUUUUUCGGAGGGACUAAUCCAGGUAUGCUGGACAUUUUAAUAUGGCCUUGGUUUGAGCGCGCGAAGGCUCUGACUCUACUUUACAAGCAGCGUGCGAGUCUUGAUAAGGAGAGAUUCCCCCGCAUUAUGGAGUGGGUAGAUGGAAUGAAGGACCAGCCAUUUGUUCUAAAACACAGAUGCUCGUAUGAAAAGUUCGCAAAAUUCGUAGAAGCUGUAAGAACGGGAAGCGUUGAUUAUGACAAUCUUUAAACAUAUUUACAGUGGUAUAACAAAAAUGCUACAAAGAUAAAUAAUACAAGAUGGCUUGACGUGAAUUAACGUAUUAACACGAUAGCAUUAACGACAAUAUUAUUAACAUCGAUAGUCUGUGAUCUCGUUUGACUCACGUGUGUUAAUUUUUCUGUGUUAUAUGUGUAAAGUUUUUUAUGUGUGUAUCAUUUUUAUAUGUGUUUCAUGUUUACAUGUUUUUAUGUGUUAAAACUUAAUACCUUUUAUUUUUAUUUUAACAUACUCUGUGCCAUAUAACUGCACGUGUAAUGCAAUGUUCUAAAUCCUUUAUUUAUUUAUAGCUAUCUUAAUACAAAAUAAGUCCGUAAUAAAUGGCCUGUACUUUGACAUUAAAUGUCAAACACUGUAGUAUUAAGUGUAAUUAAGUGCAAUAUUUUGCAUAAUAUUUGUAAUUGUUUUGCAUUUUAACAAGGCACUAACUGGACGUGUAACUGUAUUGUAUUAUAAUUGUUGCAAUUGCUGUUAAUAUAAUGUGCAAAUCGGCAUU
Molecule: messenger RNA, 1481 nt
Organism: Vollenhovia emeryi
Lineage: Eukaryota; Metazoa; Arthropoda; Insecta; Hymenoptera; Formicidae
Product: glutathione S-transferase omega-1-like
Exons: 6
Coding region: 236-955 (239 amino acids)
Biological process (GO): glutathione metabolic process
Cellular component (GO): cytoplasm
Molecular function (GO): glutathione transferase activity; glutathione dehydrogenase (ascorbate) activity
Source: RefSeq, a predicted model, not a curated record